AUGGCGAAUUCAUCUUUUGAUCAAUCCGCUGCUAACAAUAAGCUCUCAUACGAUGUGUUCAUAAGUUUUGGAGACGACAAUAUCAUAAAAAACUUCGUGAAUCAUCUCUUCAGUGACUUCAAACGCAAAGGGAUUCAUGCUUUUAAUGAAGACAAUCAUCUUCUUAAAGGAGAAGACAGAUCUCCACAAAUCUACACAGCCAUCGAACAAUCAAGGUUUCUUUUAGUCAUAUUCUCCAAAAGCUUCACUUCUUCACCAUCUUGUUUAAAUGAACUUGUAAAAAUCCUCGAAUGCAAGAACAAGAACCCCGAAAAACAUAAAAUCCGAAUCAUUUCCCACAAUUUCAAGCUUAAUGGAAUUGAACCAGAGGUGUUUGAAUGGAAAGAAGCUCUGACCAUGGCUGCAAAGUUACCCGGAUGGGAUCUUGAAGAUCUGGUCAACGGGUAUGAGUCAAAGUUUAUCGAAAUGAUCUCGAAUCAUAUCUUCAAUGAACUAAACAACGGACCAUUACAUGUUGGUGAGAAUCUCAUUGGAUUACAUUCCCGUGUAGACCGAAUGAAUUUGUUGGAAUUUACCGAGUCAAAUGACGUUCAUAUGAUUGGAAUCUAUGGUUCCGAGGGAAUCGGAAAGACUUCAAUUGCGAAAUCCAUUUACAACCGAUUGUAUCUCCAUUUCGAGAGUUCAAGCUUUUGUGAAGAUGUGGACAAGUUUGUGAAACAAAACGGGAUGAUUCCGCUUCAAAGGCAAGUAAUUGAGGAUAUUACUAAAGAAGAAAUGAAAAUAAGGAGUGUUGGUGAGGGAAGUAGUGUGAUGAAACGGGUCAUGGGUUCUAAACGGGUCUUGUUGGUUCUUGAUGGUGUGGAUCAUUUGGACCCGUUGGAAUGUUUAGCGGGUUCUCGGUGUUGGUUUGGGGCGGGUAGUUUGAUUGUGGUAACGGGUAAAGAUCGACAGUUGUUGGUUGCUCAUGGAGUUGAAAAGAUUUAUGAUGUUGAGGUUUUGGAUUAUGAUGAAGGUAUGGAACUUUUUUGUUUGUAUGCAUUUAAGCAAAAGGAUCCUAAAGAGGAGUUUAAAUGGCUUUGUGAACGAGUGGUUCGAUAUGUGAAGGGUCACCCGUUGGCUCUUAAAGUUUUGGGUUGUUUUCUUUUUGGGAAGACGGUUCGUGAAUGGGAAAAUGAAUUAGAUCAGUUUCGAAUGUAUCCGAUUUAUGACAUUCAAGUGUUGAUAUCACGGUUUUCUUCAAAAAAGAAAUGA
Lactuca sativa (garden lettuce) is the source of this 1251-nucleotide messenger RNA. RefSeq names its product disease resistance protein RUN1. The record is from RefSeq and is a predicted model, not a curated record. Gene Ontology annotation, molecular function: ADP binding. Lineage: Eukaryota; Viridiplantae; Streptophyta; Magnoliopsida; Asterales; Asteraceae. Gene Ontology annotation, biological process: signal transduction; defense response.